Brassica oleracea var. oleracea is the source of this 545-nucleotide messenger RNA. RefSeq lists its product as uncharacterized. Lineage: Eukaryota; Viridiplantae; Streptophyta; Magnoliopsida; Brassicales; Brassicaceae. The transcript is spliced from 2 exons. Bases 50 to 490 code for a protein of 146 amino acids. The record is from RefSeq and is a predicted model, not a curated record.
UAACCUGUUUCUCCAUUUUUGGUUUUAUUGGAGCAUUUUACAGAAGAAGAUGUGUAUAAAACUGUCAGCGAAUUGUGACAGAUGCAGGAGGAAAGCAAUGGAAGUAGCAGUUAAUGCGAAGGGUGUAAUCUCUGUAGCCAUAGAAGGGGAAUCCGGGGACGAUCUUGUAGUGGUUGGUGAUGGAAUUGAUGCUGCUUGUUUGGUUGAUACCUUGAGGAAGAAAGCUUGCUAUGCCAUGUUAGAGACUCUUGAAGAAGUAAGCCCGGGUAUUCUCCCUCCUGAUGAUGAUCAGGUGGAGAAUCCACAAGAAGAGGAUGAUGCAGACAAUUCCAAGAACAUCGAGGCUGAUGAUAACGGUACAGAUCAAACUGUUCCACCUCAUUGUUGCCUAGCUCAGUGCUCCACCAAUUGCUAUGAACAGCCACACUCUGAUAUAUAUGAAGUAGUCUAUGAUUCUUAUGGUCCAACCACUGGAUGCAUUAUCAUGUAAAGGAAGAUCAAUGAUGUAGAAACCCAUCUUCAUUCAAAGUCAAUAUCUUUUGGUA